Molecule: messenger RNA, 665 nt
Organism: Polypterus senegalus (gray bichir)
Lineage: Eukaryota; Metazoa; Chordata; Cladistia; Polypteriformes; Polypteridae
Product: E3 ubiquitin-protein ligase NRDP1-like
Exons: 5
Coding region: 69-665 (198 amino acids)
Source: RefSeq, a predicted model, not a curated record
GUUGUAAAAUAAGAAGCGCGGAUCGGACAAUAUCGUAACAUUUGCUGUCGUUUUUGCGGGCAAGCAACAUGGGCUAUGAUAUAGAGCGCUUUGUUGGCUAUGUGAAUGAGGGACUUCUGUGCUGCAUUUGUCAAGAUGUGCUGGAAAACCCACUUCAGGCACCUUGUGAACAUGCCUUCUGCAGUACCUGCAUCCACGGCUGGUUGGUGCAUCACCAUAACUGUCCUGAAGACAGACAAUCACUUGAUGUUUCAGCAUUGCAGCCUUUAUUCAGGUAUAUGAAGAAUGACUUGAAUCAACUGCAGAUCCGAUGCAUAAACAGAGAACAUGGAUGUAAUAUGGUUUGUUCAUUUGAAUCUAUAGAUCUGCAUGAGCGGGAGUGUGAAUAUAGAUGGAUUCCAUGCAUCAAUGCCCGAGCCACUGCAGUCAUGGAGUACGAAGAGGAACAGGAGCAGGAGGUAUAUAACCCAGAGCUGGCAUUUUUGGAACACAGAACACCUCUGGAAGACUUGGAUGUUCCACCAAUCCUCUUGGCAGCAGUACUGCAGGCAGUGGUCUUGCCUGACCAGACUCUUCAUAAACCCCAGUGGCUAAGACAUUCCCUUUGCUGGCAGCAGGAUUUUAUUAGACCUGAGGUGGUGUUAAAGAUGCCUGGGCCCUCAUGA